Messenger RNA from Rattus norvegicus (Norway rat), 1744 nucleotides. RefSeq names its product myeloid cell nuclear differentiation antigen (gene Mnda). NCBI's taxonomy places the organism in Eukaryota, Metazoa, Chordata, Mammalia, Rodentia, Muridae. The transcript is spliced from 8 exons. Gene Ontology annotation, biological process: activation of innate immune response; cellular response to interferon-beta. The coding region runs from base 243 to 1559 and encodes 438 amino acids. Gene Ontology annotation, cellular component: nucleus. The record is from RefSeq and is marked provisional.
CCAGGGACUAAACCACCAUCCAAAGAGUACACAUGGAUAGACCCAUGGCUCCAGCGGCAUAUAUAACAGAAGAUGGCCUUGUUGGGCACCAAUGGGAGGAGAAGCAUUUGGUCCUGCCAAGGCUCGACCCCCGAGUAUAAAGGCGGUCAAACCAAACAAGCCACUGCUUGGGUCACUGAAGGUCUUGGGAUCCGAACAUCGCUGCAGAGAUUUCAAGGGAGGCUCACCCAACAACUUGAAAGAUGUCAAAUGAAUAUAAGAGAAUCGUUCUGUUGAAAGGACUUGAACCUCUCAGUAGUCAUCAUUUUAGCUUAUUUAAGUCAUUGCUGGCCAGUGAUUUAAAACUGGAGAGACACAUGCAGGAGCAAUACACCAAGGUCCAGAUUGCUGACAUGAUGGAAGAUGAAUUCCCAGAUGAUGCUGGAUUGGGCAAAUUCAUCAAAUUUUGUGAAGACUUACCAGCUCUUAGAAAACGUGCUGAAAUUCUUAAAAGAGAGAGAAUACAAGUAAGAGGAGAAACCCCACGGGAAAUAAAUAGGCGAGAACCAGGUCCGUCAAGACCUUCAUCAACUGCAAGCCAUAUGAUAGUGUCUGAAGGAUGGGAGACUUCCACAGCUCAGGCAGAGACCUCCACAGCUCAGGGAGAGCCUUCUACAGCUCAGAAAAGAAAAAGUAUGAGCGAAGGAAAGACUGAAGUGAAAAAGACCAAGGCAUCAGAGAGACCAGAUCAGCCUCCCUGUCCUGAAGAAGCCACAGCCAAGUGUCUGUCACCAAUACCCCAGACUUCGUCUUUGGCUCCAUGUAACUCUCCUUUGGCUAAGUGUUCAAUGGAGAACCAAAAUAUACAGACCCAAAACCAGAACAUUCCCAGAGGCGCUGUUCUCCAAACAGAACCCCUGACAGUGAUGGUGCUCAAAGCAACAGACCCAUUUGAAUAUGAAUCAGCAGAACAUGGAGUGAAGAACAUGUUUCUUGCUACAGUGGUUACUGUAGACCGGUAUUUCCAUGUGAAAGUUUUCAACAGCAACUUGAAAGAGAAGUUCAAAAAAAAUAAUUUUAUCAUCAUUUCCAAUUACUUCAAGAGGACAGACAUCCUAGAGAUCAAUGAAGCUUCCCUUGUGUCAGAGGCUGCUCCUGACAAAAAGAUUGCAGUGCCCAACAAACGUAUCAAAGAGGCAAAAAAAUCUCCUAAAAUCCGUGAUAUUAAAGAGGGUACUUCAAGGGAUCUGUUUUAUGGAGUGUUUACAUUAAUCAAGAAAAAAGUGUGCCCAAAGAACACAAUCUAUGAACUAAAAGAUGAUACAGGAAAUAUAGAAGUGGUGGGGAGUGGAAAAUGGUACAACAUCAACUGUAACGAAGGAGAUAACUUCCAACUCUUCUGCUUUCACCUGAAAACAAUUGACAGGCAACAAAAAUUAGUGUGUGGAAAGCACAGUUUUAUCAAGGUCACCAGAGCUCGGGAAAAAAAGGAAGCAGCCACUGCCCAUCCAAGCACAAAAAAGGAAGAAGGAACUCACUACCCUAAAGACAAAUUCAAUGCUUUUAAAGAAGAGAAAUAAAACGAUCAUGUCUAAAUAAUAGCUUUAGUAGUACAUUCAAGCAUUUAAUGGUUUUCAUAACUGACUUCUGAUUUUGUAUUUCCAUUUGCAACGUUUUUUAUUCUUCUGUUUUUCUAUGAAAAUAGCACUUGAUUUAAUUUUUCUAUUGUAAAAGUAAUAAACAUCUUUUUAAAGGGACAUCAAUA